This is a messenger RNA of Abrus precatorius (Indian licorice), 3166 nucleotides long. Its product is annotated as eukaryotic translation initiation factor 3 subunit C-like. Bases 148 to 2943 code for a protein of 931 amino acids. Gene Ontology annotation, molecular function: translation initiation factor binding; RNA binding; translation initiation factor activity. Gene Ontology annotation, biological process: translational initiation. Gene Ontology annotation, cellular component: eukaryotic translation initiation factor 3 complex. NCBI's taxonomy places the organism in Eukaryota, Viridiplantae, Streptophyta, Magnoliopsida, Fabales, Fabaceae. The transcript has 4 exons. The record is from RefSeq and is a predicted model, not a curated record.
AGACUCAUAUGGACUUCCUCAGACAGUAGCCAAGCCGCUUCUUGUUCUUCCGCUUCCUCUUCCUCUUCCCCAGCCUGAAUUCAUCUUCCAGAGAAGACGCCACUUGCAAAAUUGUUUCUUGUCGCUACUCACAACUUUUGACUAAGGAUGGCUUCGAGAUUCUGGACCCAGGGUGGAAGUGAUUCGGAGGAGGAGGAGAGUGAUUACGAUGAGGAGGAUGAAACCGCGGUGGGUGAAUCUGCUAGUCAAGCCGUGACCAGCAGGUACCUGCAGGACAAUGCGAGUGACAGUGAUGAUUCCGAUGGCCAAAAGCGCGUUGUGAGGUCAGCAAAAGACAAGCGUUUUGAGGAGAUGGCUUCCACUGUUGACCAAAUGAAGAAUGGCAUGAAGAUCAAUGAUUGGGUGAGCUUGCAAGAGAGCUUUGACAAGAUUAACAAGCAGCUUGAGAAGGUCAUGCGUGUGACGGAAUCGGAGAAAGUUCCUAAUCUCUACAUCAAGGCACUUGUCAUGUUGGAAGAUUUCUUGGCUCAGGCAUUGGCCAAUAAGGAUGCCAAGAAGAAGAUGAGUAGCAGCAAUGCUAAAGCCUUGAACUCGAUGAAGCAGAAGUUGAAGAAGAAUAAUAAGCAGUAUGAGGAUUUGAUUAAUAAGUGUAGGGAGAAUCCGGAGAGUGAGGAUGAAAAAGAUGAUGAGGAGAGCGAGGAAGAGUAUGAGAGUGAUGAUGAGAUUAUUGAGCCGGAGCAGCUUAGAAAGCCGGAGCUGAAAUCGGAUUCGGAAGCUUCACAAUUUGAAGAUGAAAAGGCAGAUGCUGGUGAAGGUCAUUGGGACCAAAAGCUUAGCAGGAAAGACAGGCUUAUGGAUAGGCAGUUCAUGAAAGACCCUAGUGAGAUCACCUGGGACACUGUUAACAAAAAAUUCAAGGAGGUGGUGGCCGCUAGGGGCAGGAAGGGAACUGGGAGGUUUGAACAAGUUGAGCAACUUACUUUCUUAACAAAGGUUGCUAAGACACCUGCGCAGAAGCUUGAAAUUCUGUUCAGUGUCGUUUCUGCUCAGUUUGAUGUUAAUCCAGGCCUCAAUGGGCAUAUGCCCAUUAAUGUAUGGAAAAAAUGUGUACAGAACAUGUUGAUCAUUCUUGAUAUUCUAGUGCAGUACUCAAACAUAGUGGUUGAUGAUUCAGUGGAGCCAGAUGAGAAUGAAACUCAGAAAGGCCCUGAUUACAGUGGACCAAUUAGGGUUUGGGGUAACUUGGUUGCUUUCUUAGAAAGAAUUGAUGCUGAGUUUUUCAAGAGCCUGCAGUGUAUAGAUCCUCAUACACGUGAUUAUGUUGAGAGACUCAGGGAUGAGCCCAUAUUUCUGGUUCUUGCUCAGAAUGUCCAGGAAUAUCUUGAAAGAGUCAGAGAUUUCAAAGCUGCUUCUAAGGUAGCCUUAAGGAGGGUUGAGCUCAUCUAUUACAAACCACAAGAGGUUUAUGAUGCCAUGAGAAAAUUGGCUGAGCUGACUGAAGAUGGAGAUAAUGGAGGGGAAGCAAGUGAGGAGUCGAAAGGAUUUGAGGAAUCCAGAAUUCCGACUGCAUUUGUUGCUACUCCAGAACUUGUGGCCCGGAAACCCACCUUCCCUGAGAAUAGCAGGACCCUAAUGGAUAUAUUGGUAUCGUUGAUAUACAAAUAUGGAGAUGAGCGAACUAAAGCACGAGCAAUGCUCUGUGAUAUUUAUCACCAUGCUCUUCUUGAUGAGUUUUCGAUAGCCCGCGAUCUGCUGCUUAUGAGCCAUUUGCAAGAUAGUGUUCAGCAUAUGGACAUUUCAACCCAGAUACUUUUUAACAGGGCUAUGUCACAGUUAGGUUUAUGCGCUUUUCGGGUUGGACUGAUUUCUGAUGCACAUGGCUGUCUGUCUGAACUUUAUUCUGGUGGAAGGGUGAAGGAGUUGCUUGCGCAAGGCGUGUCACAAAGUCGUUAUCAUGAGAAGACUCCAGAACAGGAAAGGUUGGAAAGAAGGCGUCAGAUGCCAUAUCAUAUGCACAUAAAUCUUGAGCUUCUGGAGUCUGUGCAUCUUGUAUCUGCUAUGCUACUGGAAGUUCCCAAUAUGGCAGCAAACAUUCAUGAUGCUAAACGCAAGGUCAUUAGUAAGACUUUCCGUCGCUUGCUUGAGGUCAGUGAUAAACAAACAUUCACUGGUCCACCAGAAAAUGUCAGGGAUCAUGUUAUGGCUGCCACGAGGGUUCUUAGCAAAGGAGACUUCCAGAAGGCUUUUGACAUUAUUGUCUCUCUUGAUGUAUGGAAAUUUGUGAGAAAUCGGGAUACUGUGCUUGAAAUGCUGAAGGACAAAAUCAAGGAGGAGGCACUGAGAACAUAUCUCUUUACCUUCUCUUCAUCUUAUGAAUCUUUGAGUCUUGAUCAGCUCACAAAAAUUUUUGACCUCUCUGUUUCUCGCACUCAUAGCAUUGUUAGUAGGAUGAUGAUCAAUGAGGAGCUUCAUGCAAGCUGGGACCAGCCAACUGGGUGCAUUGUUUUCCAAGAUGUUGAACACUCCAGGCUGCAGGCAUUAGCAUUCCAGUUGACAGAGAAAUUAUCUAUCCUUGCUGAGAGUAAUGAAAGAGCAACAGAGGCAAGGAUAGGCGGUGGUGGAUUGGAUCUGCCUCUAAGGCGGAGAGAUGCCCAGGACUAUGCUGCUGCUGCCAGUAGUGGAACAGGCCCUUUAGGUGGUAGGUGGCAAGACUUGUCCCUUUCUCAGCCAAGGCAAGGCAGUGGGCGCACAGGGUAUGGCAGCGGUGGUGGAAGGCCAAUGGCAUUGGGUCAAGCGGGUGGGAGUGGCUAUUCAAGGGACCGAAUGGGACGGGGAACAGGUACUGGCUAUCAGAGUGGACGAUAUACUCAAGGUUCAGCAUUGAGGGGACCUCAGGGCGAUGUAUCUACUCGCAUGGUGAGCCUUAAGGGAGUUCGUGCUUAAAGAUUAUUAGACACAUACUACUAGCUUUUAGCAUUUAAAGUUAUCUUCUGUACCUCAGUUGGGAAUUCGUGCUUGAAGUUUAUUAGAGAAGACAUAUAGCACAAGCUGCAUUUAAAUUUAUCUUCUGUACCCCAGUUUUGAUAAUUUGACUAAUGCACUACAACAUUAUGGUUCUCAUUUUAGUACUGUAUUAUUUUCUUGUGGAUUUUAUCUAAAGUUGCAU